UAAUUAGCCAGCCAGGGUAGAAGGGUCUGGGAUUCCUUCAUGAGGUGCAACCAAAACAGCUGUUAGAAAUAGCAACCGGGAUAUUCUGGCAGGCUGUCGAGAAUUAGUUCUUGAAUACUGUUGUGGUUUUGAUCACUAAAAUGGCUGUGACUUUUGGACUCUCUUUGAGUGUUUCUUGGAUUUGUUGCCUGCUAAUUGGAGGGAUAACUUGUUUUACACUUAAAGGUAACGCUCAUGGGCAUCCUGCCUACACUCGACCUGAACCAACUGGAUCCUAUGCCCAAGCAAGUGUGGUGUCUGGUCCAAAUGCUAAAGCUACAGGCCACAAUGCCACGACAGCAGAAGCUACUGGCCACAAUGCCACGUCAGCAGAAGCUACUGGCCACAAUGCCACGUCAGCAGAAGCUACUGGCCACAAUGCCACGUCAGCAGAAGCUACUGGCCACAAUGCCACGUCAGCAGAAGCUACUGGCCACAAUGCCACGUCAGCAGAAGCUACUGGCCACAAUGCCACGUCAGCAGAAGCUACUGGCCACAAUGCCACGUCAGCAGAAGCUACUGGCCACAAUGCCACGUCAGCAGAAGCUACUGGCCACAAUGCCACGUCAGCAGAAGCUACUGGCCAUAAUGCCACGUCAAGUGUGAAGUCCGGCGCCUCAGCAGUAGCGUCCGGCCCAGGCGCCUCAGCAGAAGCGUCCGGCCCAGGCGCCUCAGCAGAAGCGUCAGGCCCAGGCGCCUCAGCAGAAGCGACAGGCCCAGGCGCCUCAGCAGAAGCGACAGGCCCAGGCGCCUCAGCAGAAGCGACAGGCCCAGGCGCCUCAGCAGAAGCGACAGGCCCAGGCGCCUCAGCAGAAGCGACAGGCCCAGGCGCCUCAGCAGAAGCGACAGGCCCAGGCGCCUCAGCAGAAGCGUCAGGCCCAGGCGCCUCAGCAGAAGCGACAAGCCUUGAACAGACCACUCAACUAGGGAGAUCAUAAUUUGGUUUCGCCAACUCUUUAAUCGUCUUAUCCCUGUUACUGUGCCUCUUGCAGAAAAGGGUAAAGGUAACUGAGGUGGGGAAAUGUGCGAACUAAUGUGCUUGUUUGAAAUGAGGAUCUCCUUCACUUGUACAUCAUCAUGCAAAUUGUAUACAGGGGUGUAUGAUACAAUGUUAUGGAAUUGUUUUUAUAAACAUACGACUAAAUUUACUUCUGAUCUAGUGAUAUUGCUGACACACUUUUAGGUUCUACGGUUAUGCUUUUGAUUUAGCCUGGUGUUCCUGCUACUCUUGCAUGAUUUUGCUCAAUAAACCAUUUGACUUUCAAAAAA
Molecule: messenger RNA, 1308 nt
Organism: Oncorhynchus keta (chum salmon)
Lineage: Eukaryota; Metazoa; Chordata; Actinopteri; Salmoniformes; Salmonidae
Product: autotransporter adhesin BpaC-like
Exons: 3
Coding region: 141-977 (278 amino acids)
Source: RefSeq, a predicted model, not a curated record